Molecule: messenger RNA, 695 nt
Organism: Alternaria alternata
Lineage: Eukaryota; Fungi; Ascomycota; Dothideomycetes; Pleosporales; Pleosporaceae
Product: histone-fold-containing protein
Exons: 2
Coding region: 83-493 (136 amino acids)
Biological process (GO): rRNA transcription
Cellular component (GO): nucleosome
Molecular function (GO): structural constituent of chromatin; DNA binding; protein heterodimerization activity
Source: RefSeq, a predicted model, not a curated record
AUCCACUCAACUCCACUCACCAUCACAACAACCAUCUCCAUCACCCACCACAACCACAUCUCCAUCCUCAUCUACCAACAACAUGGCCCGCACUAAGCAGACCGCCCGCAAGUCCACUGGUGGCAAAGCCCCCCGCAAGCAGCUCGCAUCCAAGGCAGCUCGUAAGAGUGCGCCGUCUACCGGUGGUGUCAAGAAGCCUCACCGCUACAAGCCCGGAACCGUCGCUCUCCGUGAGAUCCGUCGCUACCAGAAGUCGACUGAGCUCCUCAUCCGCAAGCUGCCCUUCCAGCGUCUUGUCCGUGAGAUUGCCCAGGACUUCAAGUCCGAUCUCCGCUUCCAGUCCUCCGCCAUCGGUGCUCUUCAGGAGUCCGUCGAGGCCUACCUCGUCUCCCUCUUCGAGGACACCAACCUCUGCGCCAUCCACGCCAAGCGUGUCACCAUCCAGAGCAAGGACAUCCAGCUCGCCCGCCGCCUCCGUGGUGAGCGUGGUUAAGCUUCUCAACAACACAUCGACACGACAUGACAACUUCUUCGGGUCAGUGAUUGGAUUGGGUCUUUAGUGGUUAGGAUAUCAAGGCGUUUAUAGGGUUUCAUGGUUCACGGUCUUCAACUCGGUUUAUGAGUGCACACGAGCGGUGCUGAGCAUGUAGUAUAUCCAGGUUAAUCAGUGAUGGUCACUGGCGAUAUUAUCUCGA